UUAACUCUUCUAGGGGUUUUGCAUUAUGGUGGAAAGCGGGUAUUAGUAUUAGUGUUUUAAGUAGGGAUAGCUACUAUAUGGAUUGUAGUAUUGAUAUGGGUAGGAAGUUCUUUUGCACUUUCGUUCAUGCACCCUCUACCGCUGCCAGUAGAAGGGAAUUUUGGGAGCAACUAAGCUCUCUUCGGAGUAGUAGGGAGGACCACUGGGUUAUUGUAGGGGACUUUAAUGCUGCCAUCUAUGAAAGUGAGAAGGAGGGGAGAUGCCCUCUUAGGUACGAGAAUGUUGAACCUUUUAAAAGGUUCAUUUUCAACAAUGCUCUUAUCGACCUUGGGUUUAAAGGAGAACCCUUCACUUGGACCAAUAAGCGUAUUGGCGAGAAUACAACGAGAGUCCGGUUGGAUCGAGUGUUGUGCUCGACCUCGUUGAGAAUCCUAUUCGGGGAUGCAACUGUUUUCCAUGAAAAGAUGGUGGAGUCAGAUCAUUGCCCAAUCAGGCUAGAGCUCUGUUAUAGAGGGAAUAGAAGGAGGAAAACACCCUUCAGAGUUGAUGAAAGAUGGUUGGAAAAGGAUGAAUGCAAGGAGAUUGUGGUCCGAGCUUGGGACCCAGGAGGGCAAUCAUCUAACCAGCUGGCCAAAUGCGAAAGAGAUCUUAAAGAAUGGUCAAAGGACUUCCAUAGGAACAGUAUUCAGAGGGAGAAGGAAAUACUGGAUCGACUUGAUAUUCUCCAACGGCCUCCAAGAACCCAGGAAAGGGUGGAGGAAGAAAAAAGUCUCACUGAAGAGCUGGCAAAGAUGUGGAGGGAGGAGGAGGCGUUCUGGAACCAGUGCUCAAGAGUGAAAUGGCUUCAGAAAGGGGACCAGAAUAGCUCUUUUUUCCACUCUAGCACGAUCCAAAGGAAGCAUAGGAAUAGAAUUCAUAGACUCAAGGAUGAAAGAGGCGAGUGGGUGGAGGAUGACAAUAGGCUCAGAGGUUUAGCCCAGGAUUUCCAUAAAGAUCUAUUUAGAGCUAGAGACCAUACCCCCUUUUCCCAUUUGCUGGAUGGUUUCCCAGAAAAGGUCACAGCUGAGAUGAAUGCUGAUCUUUGUGCCCCAGUGACCAGUGAGGAAAUUAGGAAAGCGGUUUUUUCUCUGGGAGCGAAAAAGGCUCCAGGCCCAGAUGGAUUUUCUGGCAGGUUCUACCGAAGAUUCUGGGACAUUAUUGGGGAAACGGUGUGUAGAGAGGUUAAAGAGUUUUUUGAAACAGCCGAUAUGCCGAAUGGAUGGAAUGAGACACAUAUAGUCAUGAUCCCUAAAGUGGACCACCCAGAACUAAUUAGCCAGUUCCGACCCAUCAGUUGCUGUAACUUUAGAUAUAAAAUUAUAUCGAAGAUCAUGGCAAUCCGAUUGAAGAUCUGGACGCCUGAUCUGGUCUCAGAGCUCCAAACGGCCUUCACUGGGGGCCGGCUUAUCCAAGACAAUAUCAUCAUAGUCCACGAGGCUCUCCAUCACUUCAAAAACCACAAGCGGGGAAGGAGGAGGGACAUGAUGCUUAAAUUGGACAUGAAGAAGGCGUAUGAUAUGGUGGACUGGGAUUGCUUGGAAACUCUCCUGAAGAAAUAUGGGUUUGAUGACCGAUGGUGCAGAUGGGUUAGCUCUUGUAUUCGGACGGUCAGGUUCUCCAUCCUUUUCAAUGGUGAAGCAGCAGAGGAGUUCAAUCCGUCAAGGGGAAUCAGACAGGGAGACCCACUCUCUCCCUUCCUUUUCAUAUUGAUGUCAAAUGCACUCACCUUCCUGAUUGACAAAGCGGUUUCCCAGAACCAGCUCAAAGGUAUUAGGUUGAAUGCGAGAUGCCCGAUUCUCACCCAUUGUUUGUUUGCAGAUGAUACGGUGAUUUUCGGAAAGGCUGAACAUCAAGAAGCGAAGAAAAUACUGGACCUUAUAAGAGAGUAUGGAGCCAUCACGGGCCAAGAAGUGAAUAUCAACAAGUCGUCCAUUUUCUUCAGUGCGAAUGUGCCCGAUGCGGACAAAGCUGCAAUCAUUGCUCACAUCGGUUUUGCCUCCUCUAACUGCCACUCCAAGUACUUAGGAGUGCCAACAGAAUGGGGGAAUUCAAAGAAGGAAACGUUCCAAUUCCUGAUCCAGAGAAUGGAGAAAAUGGGGGAAGCAUGGAAAAGCCUCCUCCUAAGUCAUGGAGGGAAAGAAGUGUUGCUCAAAGCUGUCAUUCAAGCGAUCCCCUCCUACAUCAUGUACCUCUUUAAUCUCCCGGUGAACCUGACAAAGAAGAUGGACUCCCUCCUCACCAACUUCUUCUGGUCAGGGUCAAUGCAGAAAAGCACAAUGCACUGGUGUAGGAAGGAAAUCCUUUGUGCUCCAAAAUCAGAAGGAGGAUUGGGUUUUCGAAGCUUCAAAGAUUUCAACAUGGCCUUAUUGGCGAAACAAGCGUGGAGAAUCCUUAGCUCCCCGGAGGCCCUUUGGUGUAGACUCCUCAAGGGCCUUUACUUUCCAAGAGGAGGAUUCAUGCAAUCGAAAAAAGGAAGUAGGUCCUCUUGGAUCUGGGCGAGUCUGUGGGAGGCUAAGAAAGUUAUCAACCUGGGAGCAAUCAGAGUCAUCGGAUCAGGAGAGGAUACUUGGGUUGGUCAAGAUCCAUGGAUUCCGAGCCUUCAUAAUUUUGUCAUCGGAAGCGGCCCCCAACAGAACCUGAGGGUAAAGGAAUGGAUCGACCCGGUCAGUAGGAACUGGAACUCGGAUCUGAUUCAAGGGCAUGUGACAAGAGAAGAAGAGGAGGCAAUUCUUAAAGUCCCAAUUGGGGAGGAGGGAACUGAUGAUUUCUGGGCGUGGAGUCUUACCCGGGAGGGAGAUUUCUCAGUCAGGACGGCCUACCACGCUGUUCAUAAAGCCAACACUGAUUUCCACUCGACCGGAAGUGAAGAGAAGUGGAAAUGGAUUUGGGGACUGAACAUCCCACCCAAACUUAAAUUCUUCAUUUGGAGAUGUUCCAGAAACGGGUUGGCAACGAAGGCAAGGCUCUUCCAAAGGAAAUGUGCUCCUAAUCCGAAUUGCCAAGUGUGUCAUAACCCUAGCGAGUCCCUCAACCACUGCCUUUUCUAUUGCCCUCAUGCAAGAGAAGCAUGGAAUAGCAUCUUCCCAUCCCUUCCGAUUCCUCCUCAAGGCACAUCUUUCUUUGAUUGGUUCUGCUCCCUCAAAGAUGGUAUCCCUCAAAACUCCCUGAUUCAUAUCAUCUUCCUUUGUUGGAACAUCUGGAAGGCAAGGAACGAGAGCACCUUCAAGAAUAGAACCCCCUGGCCCCCAAAUGUUUGUCUGCAAGCCUAUAGAGAACUUACGGAAUGGAGUGCUUGUCCGAGGCCCCCACCUCAAGAUUCUGAUGGUCCCACUCAGCUCAGGGGAUCCCAUCCUACUACGAAUCCCCCGCCAAGUAAUCACUCGAUAGUGAUUCAAUGUGAUGGGUCGUUUUUUAGCGACCCCCAGUCGGCGGCUUAUGGUGUUGUUGUUGUUAACCACCAUGGACAAGUGUGUGAUGGGAGAGCUGAAAAUCUUCUUUGUUCCACCCCGAUUGAAGCGGAAGCAAAAGCUAUGUUGGAAGGAAUUAAAUUAGCACAAGAAUAUGGAUCGGUCUGUACAGUGCAAUCUGACUGUCAAGUGCUGGUAAAGGCCCUGAAUCAAAAUCAGACGCGAUGGCCCUGGAGGUGUGCAGCAUGGAUUAGAACAAUGAUCAAUAUCCUUAGGACUAACCCUGCAAUUUCGGUGAAAGAGGUGCCGAGGGCUUUGAACGUCAGAGCUGAUUGGGUUGCACGAUCAAAAGCUAAAUCUUUGUUACCAGAUGACUGGAUUAAUAUUCUUGAUCUAAUUUAUGUUCUCCUAUAAGGAGUGUAUUUGCCUUCUUUCAUGUUUCUCUCUUAUGGUGGAAUAAAAGUUGGUAUUAAUU
Molecule: messenger RNA, 3921 nt
Organism: Linum trigynum
Lineage: Eukaryota; Viridiplantae; Streptophyta; Magnoliopsida; Malpighiales; Linaceae
Source: the annotation of a GenBank genome assembly